Molecule: messenger RNA, 2049 nt
Organism: Gymnodraco acuticeps
Lineage: Eukaryota; Metazoa; Chordata; Actinopteri; Perciformes; Bathydraconidae
Exons: 6
Coding region: 223-873 (216 amino acids)
Source: RefSeq, a predicted model, not a curated record
UUCAACCUCAGACACACUUGUGUCAGUCAGCACGGCCACAGCCAUUACUUCCUGUGCGGAAACUAUUUCUGGUGUGUAGGAGGCCGGGCCAGGUUUAAACCUGACUGCACGACAGCUACACCGUCAUACAGACACAUUUGAGUUCCUUUUAUUUUCAUAUGAAUAUAGUUUACUAUUUGUUGCCUUCGUAGCCUUCAGAUGUAGAUACUCACUACCGGUGUGAUGGAGGAUUUUUCUAAAUAUUUGGGUAUCAACUGGACCUUUUUUCUGACUUGUUGCAUGUUCUGGAUUUUCUCACCAGCAGAAGGAAACAACAUCUCGAGGGAGGUGGGCAGCCCAGCGAUCCUGCACUGUAACAUCAUUUCAAACAGCACGCUCAAUCAGCUGACAUGGAAGAUGAACACAGUGCUCAUUUUCAGUUUCAGGCCAAAGGAAAGUUUACACAAGAGUGAAGAAGCUAAACGACUGAACAUUAAUAUGUCAGAGAGCCGCCCGUACGCCCUGGUCAUAGAAAGAGUCCAGAAAUCUCACGAAGGGAACUACACCUGUGAGAUCAGCACGGUGUUGGGAGUUGACGAAUGUAAAUGGGAGCUGAAAAUCACUGAGGAAGCGGUACCUGGAAAUCUAAACAAGCUGAUGAUUGUUGCGGCAGUUGUUGUCCCUUGUGUGUGUUGCUUGAUUUUGAUACUGGCUUUAAUCAUUCUGUAUCGAUGUCAUAAACAACAUGCAGAGAACUGUUCUCGCACCUCAGAAAUGCAGCCAGAAGAAGUUAUUUAUGAAAACUGUCUGGAAAAUGAUGUCAUACGACAACAACAUGGCUAUAUUCAGCCUCUCCCUUUCACUAGGUCUAGACGAGGAGGGGUUCAGUACUGAGCAGGUAGAGGAUCGUCUAUUUGUUGAGUCUUUUUGUUGAAAACAUAUGCCUUGUGGCUGUUUCUCUAAAUGAAGGCAGAAGAUGAAAACAAUGUGCCAGAAGACGCUACAGCACUGUGGAUCCGAGGGAAACAACACCUUCUACCCUUCCUUUUUUUUUGGUUUACCUUUAUUUAACCAGAAUUGGUCUCAUUGAGAUUAAAAAUCUAUUUUACAAGAGAGUCCUGGCCCAAGAAUGGUUACAGCACAGUUACAGACCAUUUUAAAACACACAAUCACAACACAGUCAUACACCAAGUUUAUCCAAAGCAUUUACAGACACAGCGGCCUGCUUCAAGGUCAGUCAGUAGCUUGUAGUCUGUUUAAACCAGCUCUCUGAGUUUCAGCUCAGUUUGAAGCUGGUUCCAUGCUUCAGGAGUAGCGUAACUGAACGCCCUCUUCCCCAGUUCACAAUCAGAUUUAGGGGAACCAAAUUAGGGAAUGCCUGUCAGAAUAGCGUACCUGUAUUAAGUGUUACAAAAACCACAGAAAAAAACUAUUUAUCUACUUUUUGUAACAGUUGUUCACUAUGUAUAACCAUAAUAUAUACACAUACAUGUCCUUCUUUUUAUACAUUUGUGUUAUAUGUUAAUAUAAUAUGCUGUUGUUAUGGUUUGCCAUCAGUAUUGAAUUCCUAAUAUUUCUUGUAUAUUAAUCUUGUGUUGUCUAUAAAAUUGUGAAUUCUAACAUUAUUUAGGGCGAGGCUUAAAAAAAAAAGCCCACUGGGUUUUCUGCCUUUGCCUGUACUGUAUAUUAUUUAACUGUUAUGUUAACAUUUUGAAUGUAGUUCAUUAAAGGUACAUUGCUACCAAAAAGACUAUGAGGAGUUCAGCAGAUAGAUGUGAAUACAAAGAAAACUGUUGAAAAAAAAAUGAUUGAUGAGGAUAUCAAAGGGAGUCCUGAAGAGCAGCUAAGCUUCAACAGCUCACACACAUAUCCCAUGAAGCUUAGAUUCUCUGUACGCUUCUGUAGAUAAUGGUAGUAAAGCUUAAGGGAGUUUACCAGUCAUGUGAUACUGCGACCAUAAGAUCACCAUGCGCGACUCAAUGGCGUCUUUUAUUACCAUGUCUGGCUCUUUAAUAACCAUUUAUAGGAAACGCCCAAAUUCCAGGCUUUUAAUUAAAGUUAUUAAAAGUC